Molecule: messenger RNA, 5463 nt
Organism: Eublepharis macularius
Lineage: Eukaryota; Metazoa; Chordata; Lepidosauria; Squamata; Eublepharidae
Gene: LZTS3
Product: leucine zipper tumor suppressor family member 3
Exons: 5
Coding region: 210-2207 (665 amino acids)
Biological process (GO): regulation of dendritic spine morphogenesis
Cellular component (GO): dendritic spine
Source: RefSeq, a predicted model, not a curated record
AAGGAAGCGCGGAGCGCCAAGCGCGGGCCGAGAUCCUUGGCGAUCAUGUGAGGGAGGGUCUCCUAGUGCCAAGAGCACCAAUAACAAGACCCGUGAAUGAACGGGCAACGCUCCGGAGCCUAGGAGGCGCUGUGUCGGAGCCGGCGUUUUAUACCUGAAACCGGCUCGCUCAAUGCCACAGACUUGUGCCUCUACUCCUAUACCUUGCCAUGGCCAAACUAGAGACCCUCUCCGUCCUUAGUGAGCCCGGCUACCACAGCCAGGAAUCGUUCCACUCGUUCGACUCCAGGGUCCCUGAGUCCGCCUCCCAAGACACUAUGGGAAGUGUCGGCAGCGGGGUCUCCAACGAACAGGAGUUUGCCAUGAAGAGCGUGGGAACGAGGACACAGAGCAGCGGCCGGCAGAUCGAGGGCUCCCGGAACAGCUAUUCGACCCGGGAGAUCUCUAACCGCUACUCUGGCGAGGAGAAGACCUACAGGACAGAAAAGAUCUCCAACUCCAUAUACAUCAACGGAGACCUGCGCAAGAGUGAGAAAGUGAAGACAGACCUUUGCGGGAACAUCACGGCCAACAACGAGAAAAAUAUGCCGCCUCUUCCCCAGUACAGAGAACCCAGUAACCCACCAAAGAUAUUGCCAGUCUCUGGUAAACUGGACCAGAGCAAUGAGCCCUUAGUUAGACCUUCAGCCUUUAAACCGGUAGUUCCUAAAAACUUCCAUUCCAUGCAGAACCUGUGCCCUCCGCAGAGCAAUGGAAUAACGGAGAACCGAAAGACCUUGAAUCAAACCCACAGCAAUAGCCCUUCUACUGUCAAAAGUGGCCUGGAAAAGCCGGGCCUUAACAGGACUACCACCCAAGCAGGCGGCCUCUCCGAUUCUGGCCGCAACUCUUUGACGAGCUUGCCCACCUACGGAACGGGCUACAGCCAGCACAUCGGCCCGAUGAGCGCUUCGACCAGUCACAUAAACCGCAUCGGCACAACUUACGCAGAGAAGAACAUUGUGGGAUACAACGGGAUAUCUACCUCAGACAGCGGGCGGUCGUCCAGCAAGAGCACUUCCUCGUUCAACAGACUCAACCAUCUCAACGAAACGAUGCCUUUCCACUCUCCUUCCACAGAUGACAUCAUUCAAGACCUGGAAGACCGGCUCUGGGAGAAGGAGCAGGAGGUCCUCCAGAUGAGGAGAAACCUGGACAAGAGCGAGGCGGCCAUCUACCAGGUCUUCGAAGAGAAGCAAAAAAUCUGGGAGCGCGAGAUGGAGGAUCUCCGGCAAAACUAUGCCAAUAAACUGCAGCAGGUCUCCAAGAAGGCCCAGAGAGCUCAGCAGGCUUUGCAGCUGCAGAUCUUCAAGCUCCAGCAAGAGAAGAAGAAGCUUCAAGAUGACGUGGGGCAGCUCCUUCAGCAGCGGGAAGAUCUCGAGAAGAAGUUCGUGGCUUUCAAAAAAGAGCAGGCCGAGUUCCUCCCUAAGAUCGAGGAGACCAAGUGGGAGGUGUGCCAGAAGGCAGGCGAGAUCUCCUUGUUGAAGCAGCAGCUGAAGGACUCCCAAGCGGACGUCUCCCAGAAGCUGAACGAGAUCGUCGGGCUGCGGACCCAGCUGAAGGAAGGCAAGAGCUUCCUCAGAGAGAAGGAGGAGCAGAUCCUGAACUUGAAAGACUCCUACAGCACCAAGAGCGUCAGUCUAGAGAUCUGCGAGAGCGAGCUGCAGAGGAAGAUGAGCGAGGUCCAGAUGCUGAGGGAGAAACUCAGCCAGUGUGAACUGGAGGUCUCCAACCUGAAGCAGACCUUGACCAACUUAGGGGGGCAGCACAGUCCCCUCAACGCAGAGCUCUCCGAGAAGCUCACCAGGGACUCUUUGGCCUGCGAGAGCGACGAGGCCAAGAUGAAACGGCAGAGCGAGGAAAACCUCAGUGCCCUGAAGAAGGAAGUGGAAAGGCUGCAGGCGCAGCUCAAGGCGGAACGCCAGCAGCGGGAGCAGCAGGUCAUGGACUUUGAGGAGGAGCGCCGCACGUGGCAGGAGGAGAAGGAGAAAGUGAUCAAGUACCAGAAACAAUUGCAACUGAACUACGUGGAGAUGUACCAGAAGAACCAAAUUCUGGAGCACAAGGUGAACGAGAUGAACAGCAAGGUCCCCAGCCCGCCACACACCGAAGAUAAAAAAAUGUGGACUCCAUCCAGACUAGAGAGGAUAGAGUCCACAGAGAUCUAAGGAAAGAUCGGAGGGAUUUAACAGUACGUUUCCCCCCACCCCCCUUAUUACUGUGCAUGUACUUCAACCGGUGAUCUUCCUAAAAAGAAUAUGCUAUCUGACCAGCAGCAUAAGAUGGUUUGCACUGGGUCAACCCAACGAGAUUUGGUGCUCUACAGGUUAUUGAAAAGAAAUAGCCACAGUUGCACUUUUGAGUUUGAGAGAUGAUUGGGUGUCAGAGGGGGAGAUUUUUGGGGGAGGGUUUUUUUUUUGCUAACUCCGCUGAUGGGGCACUGUGGUCUGCUAAAUAUUGUUCAUCCUGCCAUCUCCUCAAUCUUGUAUAUUUCUGAUGUGGGUAGUCAAAGAUUCUGUCACAGUCACCAGCAAGAUGGCCUCCUCUUUGUCAUGCUCUGGGAGAGAUAUCAGAAACAGGUUUCUUAGCCGUUCUCUUCCCCCGUUCCCCAAGGAACCGUGGGAAUUGCAAUUGAGUGAGGCCCGGAAUAUCGAACAGAAGUCUUAGCUCCCUCACCAAACGACAACUCCCAGAAUUCUUUAUGGGAAGCCAUGGCAGUUAAACUGGUAUGAAAGUGAAAUAAGAUUUCAGUGUAGAUAACGCUCUGUUGUUUGUUGUUGGAAUCUGUGUAUAAAAGCCAAUUCUCAUCUCACAGCGAUGACCUCCCUUUGUGCCACGUUCAACCCAACCCUGACCCCAUUUAUCGGGAAGCGAGCCUUUUUGUUUUAAUGGAACUUUCUUCCAAAGAAAUUCUGGCCCACACCGCACUCACAGCAUGUAUGUUGUACACACCGCAGGAGUUGGAGAAAGCCUCACGCAGCUUGUGUGUGCAAGCGUGGCGUACAUGUUGAGAUCUUGUGUACACGUGGGCCCAGUUCUGUUAGAGGCACUUGUGUGUGCCGUGGAAAGGCAUGCGUGACCAUGGGUUGCUCGCUUCUUCACAUGUACACCCUGUGUGGUGGGACCCAAGUAUCGUUAGGGGUGAUACCAUUGCUUAAAUAGCCCUUAAUUGCAGCUCUGCCCCUUUCCAGAAAGAGAGGGACCUGAAACUCAGGUAGUAUGAAUUUUUGUCCCGAACCCCAUGAACCAGAAAUGUUCAUAUCGUUCAUAUUGUUAUUUAUUAUUAUUUGAGACUGUCUGUACAUCUCCCAUUUUCCUUAUCCUUUGGAUGUAGCCAAGAGCAGGAACCAAAAUGUCAGAUACACUGGAGAGGAGGCUCUAGGGCAAGAAGUGAUUUCUUGGCCUGUUGUCCAACUCCAAGCCCUUCACUUGACAUCUCUCUGUGGCUUCCAGCUUACAUUAAAUAGCAGAACCAUGGAAGUGAUCAUUUAUGCCGUUCUUCGGUUUUCCUUGGUACAAAGCUACGGCAAUUUUUUUCUCUUUCUUGAUUUUCUGAGAUAGUGGCUGAGGCUAAUAGAAUUGAAAGCACAAAAUAGAUAGGCGUUUUAUAGACAUGGGCAUAAUUCUUUUGUUCCCAACCCAGAUAUGCACAUAAAGAAAACAGCUGUGUUCCAGCAAAAGAAAUAUCUUCUCGGAAGCACCUUCUGUCCUAACACAUCCCUUUCUGCUUUAGGAACCACUCGUGCAGACUGGAUUCGGAUGUACAUCUGCAAUAAGAGGCUCACACUAGGAAGGGUCUUAGAAGCACUUUGCGGGUUCCUCUUACGUUGUGGUUAGAAUCCCACAUGCAUCAGUUCUCUGCGCAUCUCUCAGAUGUGGCUGUUGAGACAUUUUUGCGCUCUCUUACCCCCCUCCCUUAUAUAGUUCUGUUCCCUUCACCUGUCAAUCAGGAUCAGUUCCCACCUUCUCUUGCAGCGGUAUUCUUAAGUUUUAACCCUUUCCUAGUCAUUGGCUGAUUCCACACACAUCGGAUGAUGCACUUUCAAUGCACUUUAGGUAUCGUUUGGAAGCGGAUUUUUUGUUUCACGCUCGAAAAAUUCAGUUCCAAAUGAUCUCUUAAGAGGAUUGGAAGUGCAUUAUGCAACGUGUGUGGAAUCAGUUAUUCGGGCUUUCCUUUUUUGCCCUUCUACAGAAUAAGGAGAUCCUAGCUACGUUAAUGGCAGAGAAUAGAGUAAGGGAAGGGGUGUAAAAAUAGUCAGUAAAAAUGCUAUGUGGCUCCAUUUCUUCCCAGAGAGAGUAUGCUGAGACGGAGAAGCAUUGGGGGAUAGUUCGACCUCAAUUUUUUUUAACAAACCCACUUUGAAAAACUGCUACACAAACACCUUUUCUGUAUAAAAAUGAACAGAUCCGCAUUAAAAGUGAUUCUUUAGGCAGCGUGAGCUUUCGGUAUAUGCAGCUGAGGCUGUCGAAACUUGGGAGAAACUGAAAAUAUCUGCAGAAUUUUGUUUCUUUGGGCACGAGGCUAGCAUAUAACAAGCACAUCAUGUGUGAUGUGCGCAUGGGAGAGCAUGAUUCCCAGCAUAGCCCCUCCCCCCCAAACAUUCAGGCUACUCCGUGACUCGGCAGUAGUUGAAAAUCUUGGGUUUCAGUUCUCGGCAAAGGCAGCCCCUCCAUCAGCUCUCUCUUCGCACAACACCUGACAAAAUUGCUGCCAUGGGAUGGUGAAAAUCUGAGUGCCCAUUUGAGUGCCCAAUCGAAUGAACUUUCCAGGCAAAGAGAAAAUCGUCUUUUUCCAGUUACUUCCCGUACCUUCCUCUUUCUUGUUCUCUGGUAUUUCUUCACCAUUAACUCUUAGACCGCUGUGACACCGAAAUGGAUUUUGAGUGCAGCUCAGUCUCGGUAGAUUUGGAAUGUUCAGUCUUUGGUUCGAUGUCGUGAGUUUAGCUGGGCUUUGCUUCAGUCGAGUUUUCCAUUUCUCAAGGGAAUGCCAGCAAGAGCAGCCAGAGUGUUUUCAAUUUCCCACGCUUUAUCUGUCCCAGGUUACAAAAGGAAUGGACCUCACCCAGCUCCGAUAAAAACCAAUUCUAAGUGCCAAGAGAAGUGAGAGCGGUCUCCAAUUAUUUACAAGGAGCACCCCCCUCCCACAGCAGUUGCUUAAGCCUUACGUUGAUAUUGUUUGGCAUGAUUGGGAGGAAGAUUUAGCUUUGGCGUGCUAGCUACGGGCAAAAGAAAGUGGCAAAGUCUUAUUGAUUUCCAGCUGAGAGAGUGCAAAUGUUCUGCUCCUAUAUGUACUAUAGAAAUAAUCCCUGUUUAAUAGUUGUGAACCAAGGAACUAAUAAAAACACUAGAGCCUUAGUGGAUUAGAUCAAGGGUCUAUCAGAAACACGGCCCUUUUCACACUACUUACCGGCUCCCGGAACAUUG